CAGUACCUCUAGCCGCCAGCGGAGGCCGCUUGUCCUCGGUGUUUCCCAGCACUUGCGGCCGCGAUGGGUGAGACGGAGGCCGGGGAUAAUGCCGCGGAGAGACCGGAUCCGGCCCCCGAACCCACCGCCGAGGAGCCGGUGCUGUGGAGCCCCGAGGUCGAGGUGUGUCUAUUCCACGCGAUGCUCGGCCACAAACCGGUCGGUAAGUGGAGGCCGCAGGUUAUCCCCGGCCUGGAGUAAACUGAGCAGCCGGUAGAGGGGUGGGGGUCUGCGGCAGCUCCGUGCGGCCUCUCCGGGGGCCUCCAGAGGGAACCAGGAAAAUCAUAAUAAUCAUAAUAAUAAAUAAUAAAUAAUAUAAUUAAAAAAUAAUUAAUAAUAACUAAUAUAAUAAUAAUCAUAAUAUAAUAAUAAAUAAUAUAAUAAUAUAAUAAUUAAUAAUAAAAAAUAUAUAAUAAUCAUCUUACUGCAAUAUAUCCACAGUAUUAUUAUUACUGUGAAUAUUAUAUUGUUGUAUUAUUACUAUGAUUAUUUGAUUGUAUUAUUACUGUGAAUAUUAUAUUGUUGUAUUAUUACUGUGAAUAUUAUAUUGUUGUAUUAUUACUGUGAUUAUUAUAUUGUUAGUGCCUUGUUUCACGUUCCCAGGUAAUAAUGCCAUUUAGCGCUGCCAGCCCCCAUAGCGUACCCUGGACAGGUAUUGAUGGACAUGACAUGUGUUUAUCUAUCUUAUUAUCUGGGAAUGUGAAAUUAAGUAUUUAUAAUUAGGAUUCUGACUCCUCAUUUUAUGCUAUUACCAAGAACGUGAGGAGUCUGCAUGCCAUCUCAUCUUGGUUUUUUUUUUUCCAGGUGUGAAUCGGCAUUUUCACAUGAUCUGUAUCCGGGACAAGUUCAGCCAGAACAUCGGGCGCCAGAUCUCAUCCAAGGUGAUUUGGGAUCAUCUGCGCAGUAUGUACGACAUGCAGGCUCUGGUGAGUCCGCCAUAAUAUAUCUUUAACAUCCAGAACAAACACACAGAGAAUCAGGGAUAUACUGUAAGGUCAUGAUCAGGGCUGCAUACCACACACCACGGGUUUAUUCACUAAGGUACUAAUUGUGAGGUUGACUUGUGUACUACUUGAUUCUGGCCUUACAUUCAGUAUGUUACCAAGUCCUGUAGAUUCCAUCUUAAAAACAUUGCCCACAUACGCCCCUUUCUUACACAAGAUGCUACCAAGGAGCUUGUUCAUGCUCUAGUAAUUUCCCGCAUUGGUUAUUGUAACCCUCUCCUAAUCUUCCAAAAAGCCGUAUUGCCCUGUUACAGUCUGUAAUGAAUGCUGCCGCCAGACUGAUUUUCCUCUCUAGUCGGUCCUCUCACACUUCACCCCUCUGUCAGUCCUUACAUUGGCUUCCUGUAUCGUAUAGGAGUCAAUUCAAAGUGCUAACCCAUACUUAUAAAGCAUUGACCAAUUCUAGCCCCUCUUAUAUCUCUUCACAGAUCCAUAGAUAUGCCCCUUCUCAGUCUCUCCGCUCUGCCUGUGAUCUUCUCCUGUCCACUGCUCGCACCCGUACGGCAUUCACGCUUGCAGGACUUCUCGCGGGUGGCUCCCUUCCUAUGGAAUAGCCUGCCUACCGCCAUCAGACUCUCCCCCAGUCUUCAAUCGUUUAGGAAGUGCUUUAAAACCCAUCUCUUUAGGAGAGCUUAUGGCCUCCCACGGAGGCAUAACUAGAAACCACCCUAUACGUCUACCCUCCCCCUCCCAUAUGUUGCCCCCACACACAUGCAGACAAACAGAUACACGCAUACAGAGAACACACAAACAUACACACACACAAAAUAUUUUAGUCACCCUGCUGUUUCCUACCUUUUAGGUGCAGGAGGGUGACUUCCCUGGGGUCCAGUGGUGGCUCAGCCUGAUGGGAGUCAGAGUUCCCAUUCGGACUCCUUCCUCCUGCGCAGCACUCUAAUUGCUGGGAGGAGUGACCAGGGCAGUCACUUCCUCCCAGCUCUGUCUCAUGUCAUCUCAGGGGGCCCGGUCACGCUGUUAAAGCGCCACAGAGUUGACUGGGCCCCCUAGAAAUGCAUAGCAUUGAGUAGCCCUAACAGCAUGGGCCACCUGAUGGGACCCUGAACAUACGCCCCCGGCGUGUCUACCGCGCGGCCGGGGCCACAUCACAUGGCAGGGGGGCACUGCAGUUGCGGUAGUUCCACCACUGGCCUCCCAGAGUAACCUCUACCUCACAUACUUGUCUCAUGCUCUCUCCUAAAGGGCAGCACUCUACUCUCUCCUCCAGUUCUGCUUCACUGCCACCUUGUUUGAUUGCUAUUUCCUGUCCUAAUGUGUUUUAUACCCCACAUCCUAUAGGCAGUAAGCUCGUUUGAGCAGGGUCCUAUUCAGCCUAUCGUUCCUGUAAGUUUUCUUCUAAUUGUCCUAUUUAUAGUUAAAUCCCCCCUCUCAUAAUAUUGUAAAGCGCUACGGAAUCUGUUGACGCUAUAUAAAUGGUGAUAAUAAUCAAACAAUGACAAAGUGUUACAAGAUUGUACUGACAGAUCCAAUAAAGUUAAACUACCCAACAUGUAGCCAUUCAGAAUCUGGCAAAACUAAGACUUAAAUAGUCAAACUGUGACAGGAGCUGAGUUGGAAAAAGUUGGUAAAAAUGCUGGAUCAAUUAUUUUAAGAUGAAUUUUCCAUGAACAUUUCAUUGUGGAGAUUUGUGAAUUCGUUUCUUUGAGGACGCAGGGUCGUUGAGGUGGUUUCGGGUAGGUUUACAGCGGGCUUUAGGGGUCGGUAAAGUGCAGAGUGUGAUCAUUAUUUAUGUUGCAGGAGUUUUCUGAGAACCAACAUAAUGCAAACUGGGUUGUUUUAAGUGUUUUUAUUGUGAGGUUUUUAUUUUGCAGCAUGAAUCUGAGAUUCUCCCUUUUCCAAAUUCGGAAAAGAACUUUAUUCUCCCUGAGGACAUAAUCCAGGAGGUAAAAGAAGGUGAGAGCACAUUGACGUCAAGCCGUAGCAGAAAGGAACAUUUCUUUCAGAUCUGGUUUGAAAGAUGCUGUUCACUACAUUUUCACUUUAAAGGAAAACUGUCCCUAUUAAAUUUGAGCUUAAACUUCCAUCUAUACAUUGCACUAGCAGUUUUACAAGCAAUGCGUAGAUUUGGAAGAGCAGUUAAGGCAUGACAGUUUCCCUUUAACUACGGAGAUAAGGAUCUCCGUCCCAAGAAUCUGGCUCUGAUACAGACUUUUUUUUUUUUCAGGUAAAGUGACAUCAGAGGAAGAAAUCAAAGAGGAAAUAAAGGAAGAGGUGGAUAUGCACACAGGCUCCGACGAAGGUAGGACACCCACACCAGCCCCGUCCAUUCCGUCCGUCCACCCACACCGGCCCCGUCCAUUCCGUCCGUCCACCCACACCGGCCCCGUCCAUUCCGUCCGUCCACCCACACCGGCCCCGUCCAUUCUGUCCGUCCAUUCUGUCUAUCAAUCCAUAUACAUCAUGUAGGGAUCAACCAAUAUUUCUUUAAGAGUCGAUAAUUGGUACUGAUAUUCCGUUCAUUACUGGGGAGGAACCCAGGCAGCCACACAGAAACAGCUGGCAGUGUAGAGCCUGGAAACAGCUCCCAUCAUCCUCAGGCACCCACUAGGAAUGAUCAGAAGACCCCCAGCAAUAUUGGGACCCCCAGCAAUAUUGUACAUAUUGCCAGUGGUGAAAUAACGGUUGGAAGGGGACAGUCCGGCACGGGUGCCACUUACAUUAAAGAGGGGACGGCUGGGACCCAGCACACGCUUUUUCUUUUUUUAAAUCCUUAUUCAUGUUAAAGGAACACUCCAAGCACCAUAACUACUAUAGUACACUGCAGUGGUUAUGGUGGAAUAAUCCCUGCACUCCAAGGCUUAGCACAGACAGAGCCUUCAGCUCUCUGGGUGUGAAUGACACGUGACGCCUACACAGUAAGACGUCAAUCCAUUCUAAAACCGUUAGUUUGACUUACAAUGGGAGGUUAGCAGGGUACUCCUGGCACCAUAACUACUGCAGCAUACUGUUGGUAUUAUAGUGCUUGGAGUGUUCCUUUAAAGGGCCACUAUAAGCCCCUGCAGUCUCACUGCUUAAUGAUCUGCCAUUUAGGAGAUAAAUCACUUUGUUUAUGCAGCCCUAGUUACACCUCCCUACAAGUGACUUACAAAGCCUUCCUAUACACAAAAGAGAUCUAAUGUUUAAACUUCCUUUAUUGAAAAUUUUGUUUAAUUUAAAAUUAAUCUCCUGCUUUGUUAAUUGCAUGCAGGAGCCUUAUGUGUGUGGUUCAAGUUUAAUUAACAAAGCAGGAGAUAGAACUUCAAAAGUAAAUACAGUGUGCUGUAAGAUCAGGUUGAACAUUUGCAAAAAUUCCAUGUAGAUUGUGUGCGUCACAGCUAGGGAGCUAGGACUGUAUAAACAAAAAAAAGUGAUUUAACUCCUAAAUGGCAGAGCAUUGAGCAGUGAGACUGCAGUUGCAUGAUCUAUACACUAAACCGCUUCAUUAAGAUAAAGUAUGCUUAUAAUGUCAUUUUUAAGGAUCGUUUUUUGUAUAAGGUUUUGGAUGAGAGUGUGCGAUCACUAUUUCCUGUUGUCACUGUCCCCUGAACCAUCUUUGAUCAGAAUAUUUGUAUGCAAUACGUUUAGCUUGUAUUUAUGUUCUGAUUCCACUGUAACCAUUUCCACCAUUUGUCUUUUCCCUGUCAAAUAAUGCAUUUCGUUUUUAAAAUGCCUGAUUUUCCUUUUCUAUACAGCUUUCACCAAUUCCUCUGGAAAUACAGCAAAAGGUACGGACAAACCAAGCGUCAAAGAGAAGGAAAGAACGUUGUCUGAAUCGGGCACCAAGGAAUCCGGGGACAAGAGGAAAAGGAGCCGACUGACGGAAAAAGUCCUAAAUGCCAACAGCAACCCAUCCAGCCCAAACGCCAACAAGAGGAGGCGCACAUAGUGUGUCGUGUGAUGGCUGCGAUGGGCUUGUGUAUGGUCUCUCUGGGUUUCCAAUGUUCCACUCAAACAAAAAUCUCAGGUUCUUGGUGAUAGCAAGCAGUCUGAGCAAGUUGACUGUCUCCAUGGCGAUGUAGUAAAUCUCACGGCACGCGGUUUUCAAUCAGAUGCUCUGGCUGCACCUGCAAUCCUUGUGGUCAUGAUUUUUAAUGAGCCUGUUUUAUGAAUGUGCUAAUUGUCUGUGCCAGGCACUGGGAGUCAGGGACGGUUGGAUGAGAUUUCACCCUGCGAGAUGUGUUGUAGGCUAGCAUAGCAUGUAGAACGUGUAUCAUGGCUGCUCUGUCCACGUGUUACUUGCCACGUUACAGUUAGUUUCCUCAGCACGGUCAUUGCUAUGGAAGUGUUUACGGGUUGGAUUGUGUCCUUUUACAUUCAGGGGAGUGUUGUUGAAACAAGAUGUGACAUAUAAACUCACGGAAAUGCAAGCCUGGGCAUUCCUCAGGCAGUGCUGUCUGUAUGCCAUACCUAGACUGGCACUCAUGCCAUGUAACUGAAAAUUUAAGAGAAGUAAAAGCACAAUCCAUGGGUAACGUCUAGUUAGCUAUUAACUUGUUCCAAUUCACUACGAAACCUGUACGUGAGCAUUUUACAUUGCGACCUGUUUGUUGCAACUUAUUUAAUUCUGUUUUUAAUGAUAUUUUAAGCUUUUGUAUAUAAAGUGUUGUUCUACUCCAGUGUUGAUUUAUUUUGUUCUGUAGAGAAGGAUCUGUAGAAUAAGGAUAAAUACUGUAUAAAGAGCAGUAAAUGUGAAUUGUAAGCAGCACUGGCCGAGUCUGCUGAAAUGGAGGACACCAACCGAUAGAAAAUCGUAAUCCCUCUCAGGAAUGCAAUCAAAUGUUAUUAAUUAACAGCUUCAAAAGGAAUAUCUCUAAACAGGAAAAAAGCUCAAGCAAUCAAUGAUUGUAGCUCUGAGUUCCUGCGUGGGAGCCUCCCUUCAACUAUUACUCUGGUGAUCAGGAUCCGCCAUAAAGUGCCUGUCUUACACAUGCUUUCCAAGUGGCCGUACAGGGGAAGCCUGGAUCACAAUAGAGAAUCUUGUCAAAUAAACAGAACUCCAGCCGCUGCUUAUUGAAUUGGUGAUCAUUUACAUGAAAUAAGCCAAAUGGCAAAUGGUUUAAGUAAACUAGAAAAAUGGUCAGAGUUGUGGCAACUGACAUUUAAUGUUGAUAAGUGCAAUAUAAUGCAUCUUGGACGUAAAAACCCAAGGGCAGAGUGCAGAAUAUUUGAUAGAGUCCUAACCUCAACAAAUGAGGAAAGGGAUUUAGGGGUGAUUAUUUCUGAUGACUUAAAGGUAGGCAGACAAUGUAAUAGAGCAGCAGGAAAUGCUAGCAGAAUGCUUGGUUGUAUAGGGAG
This is a messenger RNA of Pelobates cultripes (western spadefoot toad), 6335 nucleotides long. The record is from the annotation of a GenBank genome assembly. NCBI's taxonomy places the organism in Eukaryota, Metazoa, Chordata, Amphibia, Anura, Pelobatidae.